Molecule: messenger RNA, 1412 nt
Organism: Castor canadensis (American beaver)
Lineage: Eukaryota; Metazoa; Chordata; Mammalia; Rodentia; Castoridae
Gene: Smim19
Product: small integral membrane protein 19
Source: RefSeq, a predicted model, not a curated record
GGUCGUCCGGGUCCGCUCGGUAACCGGCUCCCGCGCCCUGCGCGACUCGGGGGGAACAGCCGCGAGCGCGGCGCCGGCCUCGUGCGCUCCCGAGCCCGCAGCGCCAUAGAGAAUGGACAGAGGACUGGACCAGCCAGCAGGCCACAUGUUUGCCAUCCCUACUUUCUUUCCUUUCUUACAGCCCUAUGGCUGGAAGUUACGGAGCAAUGGACGAUGAUGGUUCUAUUGAUUACACUGUUCACGAGGCCUGGAAUGAAGCCACCAAUGUUUACUUGAUAGUGAUCCUUGUUAGCUUUGGUCUCUUCAUGUAUGCCAAGAGGAAUAAAAGGAAAAUUAUGAGGAUAUUCAAUGUGCCGCCUGCAGAAGAAACUUUGUCAGAGCCCAACUUUUAUGACACAAUGAGCAAAAUUCGUUUAAGGCAGCAACUGGAAAUGUAUUCCAUAUCAAGGAAGUAUGACUAUCAGCAGCCACAAAGUCAAGCUGACAGUGUGCAGCUCUCAUUGGAAUGAAAUGGAGAAAACAGCACAGAAGUAGUGAAGCAGUGCAGCAGUCAGCACCACAGCCCUCCACUAAGCCAUGAACCUCAUUUAAAAACUGCUGCCUGCGUAAAGUCAUCUUAUGUGUGACUUUUCCCUGCUUUGAUGUUAGGUUUUGCUCUUUUUUAUUGCUUCUUGCAGUCACUUGUUACACAUGUCCAGAGGCCUGAACACAGAGCCUAUGUGUGCCCAAAAGGAUGCAUUGUGACCAGAGAUGGGCCAUUCCUUGUGAAAAUCUGGUUUCUUCAGGGUAAAUCAGUGAGAAAUUAGAAACAUGUCUUUGGGAGCAAGAAUCCUGGAGCUAUGUCACUUGGUUAAAAUAGUUUUGCAGAAUUAAAAAAUGAAGUUAUUCUAUUGGAAUAACUUUCUCUUAGAUUGUGUUCUGUGUUAAGUGCAACAUCAAUAACAGAUUGAUUUGUGUUCUUAUUAGUGUUAAUGAUUCUUUAAUUGAAUUAGUGAUAUUUGUUUCUUCAGAACUUGUGUAGUGUGCUGUACAACUUAUAAUCUCUCUUUCAUCAUGAAGCAGACCCAUCUGCUAAUUUUAGAAGGUUUCCCCCUUAAUUAUGUCCCCAGGAGUUGUUUUGUUUUGUCUUUACUCCCGGGGUUCUUUGCUAGCAUGGGUUUCUUUAGGUCAUACUGGGGCCCUGCUGUUGGACAAGUGGACACCUCUAUCUUGGUGUUGCCAGCUUAUGCUUCAGUCAUCACUGUCACUGUUUUACGUUACUGUCUGCUUUCUCUGCUUCUUUAGCAUAAGUUUUGCUGAAGACCCUCUUGUACCAUUUGGUACUGUACAAUGAAAUAUUUUUAUAUAGUUUUUCAUGUUUAUCUAAAUAAAAGCUAUUUGGAGGUGGUAACAAGGAAAUUCAGCUACCUGUA